GGCGGAGCAACACAUCCUUCAUUACCGAGCCGACCACAGCGAAGGGGGACAGAGAGGGAAGCUGCUAAAGCCAACAGAUGUGAACUGGACCGCGGGAGGAGAAUACCCAGAAGUGAAGACAGAGAACCAGCGACUCUGCUAAUAUGUGGCAACCUGCGUCGGAGCGGCUGCAGCACUUUCAGACAAUGCUGAAGACGAAGCUAAACGUGCUGACGCUGAGGAAGGAGCCUCUGCCCACGGUGAUCUUUCAUGAGCCCGAGGCCAUUGAGCUGUGCUCUGCCACUCCGCAUGCAAAGAGCAGGACCCACGCUGGAUACAAGGUGACCUACCUGGGCAAGAUGACAAUCUCCGGGACCCAGUUCUUGUCAGGCUGUACGGAGUCAGCGGUAGUGAGUCUGGUGGAACGUCGUGCCUUGGACCAACAGCAGGGCACCAAUCCCUCAAGCAACUCCCUGCUGGAAAUCCGCCCCUUCCAGGUGCGCCUCCACCACCUGGAUGAGCAUGGCGAAGUCUCUGUAACCGUGGACGCCUACCAGGUGGCGCGCAUCGCUUACUGCACUGCCGACCACAGUGUAAGACCCAACAUAUUUGCGUGGAUCUACCGGGAGAUCAACGACGACCUGUCCUUCCAGAUGGAUUGUCACGCCGUGGAGUGCGAGAGCAAACUGGAGGCCAAGAAGCUGGCACACUCCAUGAUGGAGGCCUUCCGAAAGACUUUCCAAAGUAUGAGCAGCGACGGGCGCAUUCAUAAGAGCGGCUCAACAGACGACUUUGCCGAAGACUCGUCCACGCCUGACGACUCAACCCCAGAUGACGGUUGAAGUCGAAGGCGCUUAUGUUCUUGAUUUCUGUUCUGACAAAUUGAGGGAUGACUGGAUGGACAGAAUAACUACUCUUAUUCGUUUCCCCUGUUGUCCUCUUUUUAUUUUAAAUUUGGUUAAAAAAAAGAAUUAUAUAUCUAUAUAUAUCCACUGUAUGAACCAACAUGCCCAAGAUGAUGAAGUAGCCUAUAAAUUGAGUGAAGGAAAGGUAGAUGAAACGGUUUAAAUAAAGACCUUACAGACAAUAAAUGACCCUAUAUGACCCCUCCAUGACCCUCAUCAAGGUUUGAAGGCCCACUGUAAUAACCCACAAAAAUGCUACUCAUCAUUUCUCGUUCAGCUUCUGUUAUUCUGCACCUCUCAAAGACUGUCUGUGGUGCUUUUUUUAACCACAACAAAGCAAUUUUUUUACCCGAUGCUAUACUAACCUUUUUGUUCUUCUUGCCAUGUAGGGACCAAAGCAGAGUUGAUAGUUGGUCUAUUUUAGGUUCACACUCAGAGUUUAGAUGCUGGCGAUGAUUCUGUAGCUGUUAAGUGAUUAUCUUUUGAAAUAUUUUAGCCUUCAUAACAGCAAAUGCUGAUGAGGGGGGAAAGCUUUCACUAAGGUUACCUUUUGUGAUCCCCAAAAAGUGGUCACUUAGCUUGAAUGAGAGAGCUACAGCAUGUGUCUUCAUUUUAUUGGUACUGACAGAUACAAAGUAUCUGUAAGACAUAAUGAGAAAUAGAUUAUAUUUUAGAAGUUCUCACUGGACUAGAAGCCUGGACCAGUCUGAGACACCUUAAUCGUCUACAUCUGACGUUUGUUUUAUGUAUACCAAAAUCCAGGCAACAUUUUGCCUUUCAGAUUAUGUGCCUCACUUUCCUGUCUUGUCUCAGUGCGUGUGUGCUUUCAUGUUUUUCUUGGUAUGUACAGUAGGUGUCGAUGCUUAUUUUUCUUCUGUAUGUAUAUGCAUGAAAAUGCAAGCAUCUGGGUGUGAGAGAGUAGACAGAAAUGAGGAAUAAGUGUAUGAAAUGGUGGGGGAUCAUGUUUUUUUUAUGUUUGAAGAAGUUUCUAAAAUCAGACAUGGUACUGUGACCAUUUGCUACAUUUCUUUAUCGUACACUAUCCUAGCAAACCAUGAGUCAGAGCGGGCCAGUCGCUGACGUGGUCGGACCCUAAGCCGCAGCCAUCCAAGUGAACAGCUCACACCUCCUGGCCGCUGCUGAAUGUAUGAGUCCAUCGUACUGUGAGCACGUCGUAUCAUGCCCAGUCACUUCAGACUCCACAAAUCGCCUCAUGUAAUCACGACAUCUUGAAGGGAGUGACAGUAAGUGGGGUGUAUGUCUCUGCUGCUUUGCAUCUCCACUCCAAGACUGAGGCACUUUCUUCUCUGACAGCACUUCACUGAACCGACUGAACAGCCUCGAGUCGCAUGGCUCUAAUCAGCACAUGCAGGGCCUUGUAAAAGUAUCAUUGUCCCUUGUAGUUUUUCUCCUAUUGUCACUUAAACAGAAAUGUUUGUGUAUUUCAUUGGAGUGUUAUUAAUGAUGGACCUUAAUAAGGUAGUGCAUAUUUGUGAAGUAAAAGGAUGCAUUUUUUCCCUAAAUAUCUAAAUAGUGAAACAUGCAUUUUCAUUCAGAUCCCAUAAGUUAAUACUUUGGAUAACCAUACGAUAACAUAUCCUCUUUUUAAUGUGGGCAAAGAGGUUUUAAUUUUAAUUUUCCUCCACUCUACUUAUAGUAAUUUUCUAAUUUGACUUUGUUUGGGUGUCCAUCAACAAUUUAGUUGUUUUGCCAUUCUUCCUUAAAGUCCAGAUCUGUUGCAUGGAUAUCUAAUAGUUCUGUUAGCAGAAAGGCCUGAGCUGUUGCUUUCUGCAGCUCUUCCAGUGUUAUAUUGGGUGUUUUGGCUCUGAAUAAAGCUCUCCUUGCAUGACCUGUAUGUAUUACGUGGAUAACCAUGGGGCUGUGCUUAGACAUUAAGAUAUUGUCAAAUUAACUCUGUCUUAAACUUCUCUACAGCUUUCUCCCUGCCUUGUCUGUCGUCUUCCUUUGUCUUUAUGAUGCUGUUUGUUUACUGAUGUUCUCAAACAAACCUCUGGGGCCUUCACAGAACAGCUGUAUUUAUAUUGAGAUUUAACUGCACGGACUUGGACUCAAACUACUAAUUAGAGGACUUCUGAAGGUGGUUUUCUUGCAAAUUGUGAAUUUUAUUUAGCGGCGGCGUUGAACUAAAGAGAGCAAAACAAAUACAUGCCAUGCCUUUUUUUUCUUUCCAAAAGAAAUGAAUUGAAAACUGUCAAUUUUCCUCCUCUUCACUAAUAUGCACUACUUUAUGUUGGACUGUAAAAAAACAUGUUGAAAUUAGUGUUUCACAAAAUGUACAAUUCAAGGCAUUUUAAUACUUUUGGAAGUUACUGUUCAACUGCAAUCCUAGAUACAAGAAUCCAUACUGUAUGUACACAAAAUGUAUUUGAAACUUGCUUAAUAAGCUUAUGUAAAUACAAAUGUAUCACUUUCCAAAUAUUACAACAUAAAUGGUGAUAGCUAUUUUAAAUAAAAAAAACACAUAUUGAGAACCUUUAUAUGCUGAAAUAGUGUAAUUAAGCUGAACUGUGAAGAAGAAGAGACUGAUUGUGUUGGAUGGAAGUGUGCGGGCGGGAGUGUGUGUGUGUGUGUUUGAACUGAAUGUGAUGGGGAAAUGUGUAAGAAGAGGUUGUAAAGUGAGGGGAAUGAUUGCAAAGCUGUAGUUUACUGGGCCAUCUCUGCCUUACAGCUCAGACUCGCUUCAAAUGUUAAGAGAAAAAAAUGUUACCAUAACUGUUUUCUAUAUGGUGUGUGUGUGUGCAAAGAUCAAAACAGUUACAUAUAAAGCAUUUACCAAGAUCUCAA
Molecule: messenger RNA, 3689 nt
Organism: Xiphophorus maculatus (southern platyfish)
Lineage: Eukaryota; Metazoa; Chordata; Actinopteri; Cyprinodontiformes; Poeciliidae
Gene: pid1
Product: phosphotyrosine interaction domain containing 1
Exons: 3
Coding region: 144-821 (225 amino acids)
Biological process (GO): regulation of mitochondrial membrane potential; regulation of reactive oxygen species metabolic process; negative regulation of D-glucose import across plasma membrane
Cellular component (GO): cytoplasm
Source: RefSeq, a predicted model, not a curated record